AUGAUACAACAGCCUCAGAGUCAGGUAGACAUACAACAGCAACAGCAACCACAGUCACAGCCACAACAACAACAACAACAACCACAGCAAGUAACAGUUGCUAGUGGACAGCAAACUAUUACUAUGCAGAUGUCAACUGAUGGAUCUAAUGGAUCCACCGUUCAACUUCCUCACUCGUCGGCACCAAUGACCACAAUAGAGGUAAGUAUUUAUUUUUUCAAACAAUGUCUAGAAAAUAAAGAAUUAUAUUAUUUAUUUUUUUUUUAGACUUCUGGUCAAAUGCAAAUUUCCACUAUUCAACCGCAGCAACAGCAACAGGGCCAGGUACAAAUUUCGAGUAUUCAAACUCAACAGCAAGGUCAAGUCCAACAGCAACAUGCUAUGCAGGCGCAAACAUCCACACAACAGCAACAGCAGCAGCAAGCUCAAAUUCAACAGAUUAACGAUUGGAGUCAUGGCCGCGUUCAGUUAAUUCAGCAGGCUGGUCCACAAUUUGUACAGUACAACGCACAAGGCCAACUGAUCAUGCCAGGAACAAUGUUGCAACAUCCAACCUCCGGUGCUAUACAGGUGAUUGCAGCUCCCAAUAAACAAUUCCAGUCACAACAGAUGCUCACCACUGCUCAUGCACACAAACAGGUAAUAUCACAAGGACAAGCAACAUCGUUUCCAGCUGGAUAUGCUGCUAUACCGACCACUACCAAUCAGACACUUGUCAUUGGCCAGUUAGGGGUUAUUAGUAGUCAGCCAAAUAUGAAACAAAAUGAAAUGCAACAAACCGUACGUAUCAUGGAUUAAUUUUAAUAUGUUUUGUUUCAUUUGGAUUUUUUUUUUUAGUACACCAGUUGUGCUACAGGGAGGACAAACGCUCAGACUAUGCAAUUUUCGCCCUGGCAGUUUAAUACGUCACUGCCUCAAGGAAUUACUUGGGCACCACAGCCUCAAGCAUUAUUAACCACUCAAAAUCAUCCGAUUUUUAUCAGAGGUUAGUUAUUAAAGAUUUAUUAUAUAUAAAUAAAAAUGUAUACAUAAAAAUAAAUAAAUGUCAUGUUUUACAUUUUUGUUGUGUUAUACAUACCUGAUGAUGGAUUUUAAAUUCGAAAUAAGUAUAAUUUUAUCAUAAUACUCUAGGCGACACAUUUCUUUAUUUAUUUAUUUUUUAUAUACAUUUUUACAAUUUUUUUUUUUUUUUAAAAAGCUUUUGCAUGCUUAAUUUUGACAGUAUUUACAAAAGAAAAAGUCACUCAAAGUCCUUUGAAAAUUAUUUUCAAAAUGAUUGAUUUUCCAAAACUCAUGUUUUUAAGUUUAAAAUACCAUAAAUUUAAAAAUAUAGAAUUGUUUUUUCUUAUAAAUGUUAGUAUGUUUUUGCUCAACAUUUUGGUGGAAUCAAAAUUUACCAUGCUUUUUAUGUUAUUUUUGACUACGUAAAACUUAAUUAAAAUAUUAUUUUAUUAUCUUCAUGUAAAAGUAAAAAUAUCUUUAAAAAAAAAAGUUGGGAGGGCUAGUUACAUAUAUAUGUUAUUAGACAUCAAAUGAAAAAAAGUAAAUUUUCAGGUAUUUUAAUAUGGUAAUGUUUUAAAUGACUAUAAUUAAGUUGUUUGUGGUUUUUUUUAGCAAUAUUAAAUUCUGAUUAGGACAAAAUGUUGAGUAUAAAAAUACUAAUAUUUAUAAAAAAUUCCAAAUUUUUCCUUUUUGGAUUUUUUAAACUUAAUACCAGAAUUUUGAGAUAUUGAACAUUUUGGAAUUCUUUGACCAUAAAUUCCAAUUCCAAAGAAGGUAUGAAGGACUUUUUUAAAAUGCCAUCAAAUGAAAUAUGUAGUAAUAUAAAUUUUGAAAAAAAUAAUUUUUUGGGAAACCAAACUACAUUUAUGCCACAUCUAAUAAUAUACGUUUUAAAUCUAUGAUUCUUUUUCACUAAAUUAAAAAAAAAAAAAAAGAAAUUAAAACAAGCAUAAAUGUUCCAGUUUUUCUUUUCUUCUUGUUUUAUUUUAUUAUAUUAGUAAAAGUAAAAAAAACACAUAAACUUAAUAAAAUUAUUACCAGAAACUAUUUGUGAAGUUGAUGAUUGGAGCAAGAUUUCUGGUUAAAAAAUUAUUACAGUUCAAAAUCAUAAUAAAUUUUAUAGUAUAAAUUCAUCAAAUUUUAACGAAAUAAUAAUUAAGAUAAAAAUUAAUAAAUUAAGUUAAUAUGUAUGUUAGAUUAUUAUCAUAUGUUUUAUUUUAUAGGUGGACCACAACAAGAUGGUCAACAACAACAAGUACAAACUCCUAUGUUUAUACAGAGUCCUCCACCCCAACACCUUCAACAACACCAUGGUCAAACUAUGGUACAAACCAGUGGUGGUGUCAUGCAAAACAUCGGACAAAUGGUUACUGGUACUACAACUACUACUAUAAAAUCACAGCGGGCUGAUAUUCAACCUAAGGUAGUUCCGGCGCCUAAUAGUAUGGUGAAUAAUAGACAACUGUCCAUAUUACCGUCGGUACAUUCAAUUCGCCCAAAUGCUACUAUUUCUACACAAACCACUACUGGAAUACAGCACUUGAAUCAGAUGCAAAAAGCUCAAGUUAAAGUCAGACCCAAGACUGGUGUUCGUCAAAGUUUUAAUAUAGCACCCCAUAAAUCAGAUGCUGCAAAUCAGACUAAUCAAACCAAAAGUAUACAGUCUCCUCAGCAAACUAUAAACGCCAAUAAGUAAUAUUAUAAAAUGAAUCUGUAAACAAUAUUUACUAUUAAUUAUUUUUUUUUUAGAAUGAUUUUAACAAGUACUGGACAACUUGUACCACAAAUUCAACAACAGCAAACUGUACAAGUACAGCACUUGCAACAACACCAACAGCUACAGCAACAACAACAACAGCAGCAGCAGCAGCAACAACAACAGCAACAGCAGCAAAUAAAAUUAGUUAGCAUGCAAUCACCAAAUCAUCAAAUUGUAAGUAUGCAGUCUCCUCAAGUUGCGUAUCAACAACAGAUAAUCAAACCCAAUACAAAUGUAAUGAGUAUGUCCAUGAAUUCACCACAAAAGAUACAAAUACAUCAGCUGCAGCAAGGCCAAGCUAUUGUUAGUAAUCAGCCUCAACAACAAAUUACUAUAAUUGAUCGUCCUGUUGUACCAGUUGUUUCAUGUGCCCCCCAGGCACCAACACCAACACCAACUCCAACGCCAACUCAAUCUCAGAUUUCACCGCAACCCCAAGCAACAGUAUCAAUGCCACCACCGACCAAACCUGAUGAAUCUCCCAAAACAUCUGCUAUACAAACUCAGGAAUUUGUAGCAGUUUCAACACCAGAAACGCCUAAAACAACUUCAGCUGUUUCAUUACCUGUUACAUCUAAUGAAGAUAAUACUAGAGAUAAGGGAUUACCCAAAGCUUUAGUAAAACCACAAAUUUUAACCCAUGUUAUUGAAGGUUUUGUUAUUGAAGAAGCUGAUCAACCAUUCCCUUUUAAUAGAUCAUGUACAUUCGUUGAUAUUACAAAUAAUACACAAGAUAAGGAAACUAAUAAAUUGGAUGAUGAACCAGCAAGUAAGAAUGUUUUUUUUAUUUAUUUUAACUUGAUUUCAUUGAUUUUGUAACUAAAUAUUUGUUUAUAAAGAUAAAAAAAGUAAACCAGAUAAUAACAAUCUGGAGAAAAGCAAAUGUGACUUUUGUGGGAAAUGUCAAGAUCUGCAAAAAUUUAAAAUUAAAAAAAAAUCAAAACGCUUUUGUUCUCAAGAAUGCUCAAAAAUGUUUGAAAAUAAUUCAAAAGCUGGGCUAGUUGACAAAAAAAAUGGGAAAAAUUGGGUAUGAGUGUUUGCAAUAAUAGUUUAUAUAACGUGUAAAAUUAAUUUAAGCACUUUUAACUAGGAAUGCGAAAGUAACGGGUCAGCUGGUGAUUCUAGUAAUACUAGCACAUCAAUUGAUUUGCCUAAUCGUAUGCAAAUUGAUUCUGAUGUAAAAAUGGAUUUGAUUCCAGAAUCAGCUCCCAUAAAUCCAUUAACAUGGACCGUAAGUUUUAAAUAUUUUGUUUUAAGAUGUAUAUUAUAGUAUCUGCUUUAUUUAACAUUUUAGGUGAAAGAUGUACGAAAGUUUAUUGGUCAACUAACUGAUAGUGAAGAAAUAGCAGCAGAUUUUGAAAGUCAUGAAAUUGAUGGUCAAGCUCUAAUGUUGCUUAAAGAGGAUCAUUUGAUACGAGAUAUGUCUAUGAAACUAGGACCGGCAUUAAAAAUAUUUGCCAAACUAGAUGCUAUGCGAAUAGAAAAUCCUGAACUUCAACCACCAGCUACUUCUCAAUAA
Messenger RNA from Cinara cedri, 4280 nucleotides. The record is from the annotation of a GenBank genome assembly. Lineage: Eukaryota; Metazoa; Arthropoda; Insecta; Hemiptera; Aphididae.